CCAGGACUCUGAAACCAAACAACACGUCGGGUGAAAAAAUGCACCAAGGAAUAAUGCACCUAAAAGAGCUGCUUUGGGUGUUAUAACCAACCAAGUCAGAGUACAGCCUUUCAGAGCUGCUAAGGCUGGCACAGAAGCAUUCCAAGAUGAAAAUACAUUUUCAAGACAAGCAAAGACUUUUGGGCAGAAGGAGGCUGCUCAGCCAUUUUCCAUAUUUGUUGAUGAUCAGAAAACAUUACAAGAACUCAAGCCAGUGUCUGCUAACAUGGUGGCAAGUGCUGAUACCAAAGUGCAAUUGACAGACGCUGUAACAACUUUAAACCGUCUCCGUGAACCUCUUUCUACAGCAGCAAACAACUCUCUUAUUUGCAUAGAUGACAGUAUUGAUUCUCCCAUGGUGCUAGAUAUUUCACAUGAUGUAGCAGAAGAGGAGAAAAAACCUUUAAACAGAGAAGCUAUUAUCACAACUGUCCCAGAGUAUGCAGAAGAAAUUUACACACAUUUAAGAGAAGCUGAACUGAAAAACCGACCCAAAGCUGGCUACAUGAAGAAACAACAAGACAUCACAAGUUCUAUGAGGUGUAUUCUGGUCGAUUGGUUAGUGGAAGUGUCCGAGGAAUACAACCUUCAUCGCGAGACGCUGUUCCUUGCCAUCAACUACAUAGACCGUUUUCUGUCCACAAUGGCUGUCCAGAGGGGCAAACUGCAAUUGGUUGGUGCAGCUAGCAUGUUCCUUGCAUCGAAAUAUGAAGAGAUCUAUCCCCCAGAUGUUGGAGAGUUUGCUUACAUCACAGAUGACACAUACACAAAGAAACAAGUGUUGAGGAUGGAACAUCUCAUCUUAAAAGUACUGAAGUUUGACAUCUCUCCCCCCACUGCUAACUGGUUCUGUGACCAUUUCCUCAAGCAAGCUGGCUGUGAUGAUAAGACCAAAUCACUCGCAAUGUUGCUGAUUGAGCUGAGCUUGGUGGAUUGUGAAACGUUCCUGAGGUACAGCCCAAGUUUACUGUCUGCGGCCGCCACAUGUCUAGCCAGCUACUCUAUGGGAGCUGAGCAACCAUGGGUAAGUUGAUGUGGUAUAUUAUUGUAGUGGGAGAGUGCAUGAUCCAAUUUUCUCUCAAUUUGUUAAAAAGCUAAA
Molecule: messenger RNA, 1138 nt
Organism: Pecten maximus
Lineage: Eukaryota; Metazoa; Mollusca; Bivalvia; Pectinida; Pectinidae
Product: G2/mitotic-specific cyclin-A-like
Exons: 7
Coding region: 266-1072 (268 amino acids)
Biological process (GO): regulation of cyclin-dependent protein serine/threonine kinase activity; mitotic cell cycle phase transition
Cellular component (GO): nucleus; cyclin A2-CDK2 complex; cytoplasm
Molecular function (GO): cyclin-dependent protein serine/threonine kinase regulator activity
Source: RefSeq, a predicted model, not a curated record